CCCAACUAAGUGCACCGUCUCUUCUUUCACUUGUUUUCCUUCUCGGGAUCACUUCUCAUCCGCACUCGGCUAUCGAACACGGGUGGGCAUGGCCUUGGCGGCGCACCACCUUAUCCGAUGCCCUCCCCUGGCGACGGUGGCGCCGGCACUGAGGACGGAGCGGCUUCCCCGUCUUUGCUCGAUCCGCGGCGCCUCCGAAAAAUCUCAGGUUCCUCCGAUCCCUCUGCGUUGCUCUCAUCUUUAUUGGACCUGCAGAAAGAUCCUUUCUUUGUGUUCUGGUAUCAGGAUUCCGGGGAAGGUGGGAACCGAAGGCGGAUUUGGCGGCGCCGAAGACUGACAAAGAACGAUGACAAGUUGCGCUACAAGAUGGAUCGGAUCCCUUUCCUGGAAGAACAGGUGAGAAAGAUAAGAGAAAAUGGGAAGGUAAUGUCCAUGGACAUUGAGAAGCUGAUGCUUUCGGAGGAGAACAGGUUUGAUUUUGUUAACGAGGUGGCCGCAGAGGCAACUUCCUACAUCGAGGCAAAUCGGGACGAGUAUGGAUCCAAGAAGGCCAUACUACAUGUGCUCAGCAACCGUAUGAAUGAAGCCGGAUUUGAACGCCCAGAGGCGUACUUGGAAGAGGACCCCUUCAGGCCCGGACCCUCCUAUUUGAAAGAACUUGACACUUAGCUUGUUUUUGCUGCUUAUUAUCAUUAAUCUGGUAGUAGCAUGCCUUGUCUACAUUCUUAUGUUUGCCGAACAUUUUGUUUCUCAACUGUUUAGUAUUUAUGUUAGAAGAAAAAAAAGGAAGAUUCUACCUUCA
Molecule: messenger RNA, 802 nt
Organism: Musa acuminata AAA Group (dessert banana)
Lineage: Eukaryota; Viridiplantae; Streptophyta; Magnoliopsida; Zingiberales; Musaceae
Product: protein PLASTID TRANSCRIPTIONALLY ACTIVE 7-like
Exons: 3
Coding region: 118-669 (183 amino acids)
Biological process (GO): plastid transcription
Cellular component (GO): plastid-encoded plastid RNA polymerase complex
Source: RefSeq, a predicted model, not a curated record